AUGAGGGGACAGAAAGACUACGCCCGCCGCCUAGGACAAGUGAUGAUGUUAGGAAAGUCACCUGUAGACCAGUUCCCUCGGAUUGAGAUAUGCGAGUCGGAUGGCGGACGAGUAGCCACCCCACAUGAUGAUCCUCUGAUAGUCAAAAUUAAAAUCUCCAAUAUGAGAGUCAAGCGUAUCCUGAUAGAUACAGGGAGUUCGUCCGACAUAAUGAGCAUGGAGUGCCUCAGCCGUCUAGCUCACGAUCCAAAGACCAUUGAAAGCAUACACUACCCCAUCAUCGGUUUUGGAGGAAGCAUAAUACAUCCCGUGGGCGUCAUCAACUUGCCGGUUCGGAUUGGGGAUCGAAAAGAUGGACGAAAGAUGGGAGUAAAAUUUUUAAUUGUCAAGGACUUGACAGCAUACAAUGUCAUCUUGGGACGUCCCACCCUGAACAAGAUUAAAGCAGUAGUUGUCACCCACCUCAUGCUCCUGAAGUUUGUGUGUGAUGAUGGGGCAAUAGGAACUAUACAUGGAGACCAACAGCAAGCAAGAGACUGCUACCUCACAACCCUCAAUCCGUCAGCAUGGAUGAAAGAUUUGGCCGAAGCAAGAGGCAAAAGAAAGCAUGAGGAGGAGCUACCUACUGCCAAAGAGAGUAUCCCAGCCAAGAUAGAAAAAAGUGGCUAA
Spinacia oleracea (spinach) is the source of this 669-nucleotide messenger RNA. RefSeq lists its product as uncharacterized. The coding region runs from base 1 to 669 and encodes 222 amino acids. The transcript has a single exon. Lineage: Eukaryota; Viridiplantae; Streptophyta; Magnoliopsida; Caryophyllales; Amaranthaceae. The record is from RefSeq and is a predicted model, not a curated record.